This is a messenger RNA of Pararge aegeria (speckled wood butterfly), 2258 nucleotides long. RefSeq names its product adenosine deaminase 2-like. The record is from RefSeq and is a predicted model, not a curated record. Bases 84 to 1595 code for a protein of 503 amino acids. NCBI's taxonomy places the organism in Eukaryota, Metazoa, Arthropoda, Insecta, Lepidoptera, Nymphalidae. Gene Ontology annotation, biological process: inosine biosynthetic process; adenosine catabolic process. The transcript has a single exon. Gene Ontology annotation, molecular function: adenosine deaminase activity.
CCGCUCUGCCAGCUCAGUCGUCCGAAACAGUGACCGUAGAAUGUCACUGAGUGACCCGAGAUAUCAGUCAGAUAAUAAGAAAUAUGAACUGCGUUAUAGCGAGUGCCCUUAUUCUACUCUGUGGACACAAUGUCGGGGCCAAGACGGAAUCCGAUUAUACAAUAGUGCGGGGAAAUUUACUGGCGGAGGAGUCCGAACUGCAAGUGGGUGGCAAUGUUAGACUCACUGACGAAGAAAUCAAGGCAAAUGAUAUUCUAAUGCGUUACAAGAACGAAGAAGUGGACGAAUCCUUCCUCAAUCCUGGAAAAUUCAAUUUCUCGAGACACUAUUUCACAUAUAAAAAUGAUAUCAUCAAUUCCAAAGUGUAUCAGAUGAUAAGACGAAUGCCCAAAGGAGCGGCUCUACACGUUCACAGCUCGUUAAUGCUAAGUACAGAUCGCUUACUCGAGCUGACGUAUAUGGACCACUUAUACGCAUGUAUCGCGGACAGUGAUUUAAAUUUAUACUUCUCUGACCACGUCCCCCAGCGACCUUGUAAAUUUAGAUGGCAACUGCUCAGUGAACUGAGAAACAAUUCCGAAAAUGUUCAAGAAUUCGAUGACAACUUAAAAAGGCACUUCACCAUGUGCUCUGAUGAUGAAAAAGAAUACAUGGGAGAUGUCAAUUACGUCUGGAAAAGGUUUAACAAAGUAGCGGAAGUGAUCAGAGAAUUGAUAGCUUACAGGCCAGCCCGGGAAAAGUUCUUCUACGAGGCUUUACGAGAGUUUUACCAGGACAAUAUUAUGUACAUCGAAGUCAGAAGUGGAUUGAAAAUUUUGUACGAACUGAAUGGUACGCAACACGACCAGACGUAUCUACCUCGACUGUAUAACAAGGUAGCGAAGCAAUUCAAGGCAGAUCAUCCAGAUUUUAUGGGCAUCAAAUUCAUUGUUACAAAAUAUCGCGGCACAGGAAUUGAGAAAAUCAUCAAUAGCAUUAAUUUAGCUCGGCGAAUAAAAGAAGAAGUCCCGGAAGUGUUCGCUGGUUUCGAUUUAGUGGGUCAGGAAGACUUGGGGAAACCAUUGCUCGACUUCCUCCCGAUCCUCUCUGAGGCGAAGAAGGAUAUGAAUUUUUAUUUCCAUGGCGGAGAAACGAACUGGUUUGGAACUGUUUCAGAUGAGAACUUGGUGGAUGCAAUUCUUUUAGGAUCUAAAAGGAUAGGUCACGGAUAUGCACUUAUUAAACAUCCAUCGCUUAUGGCUGCAGUGAGGAAUAGAGAUAUAGCGAUUGAAGUGAAUGUGGUGUCAAAUGUUGUGUUGUCUUUAGUUUGUGAUGUAAGGAACCAUCCGUUAGCUACGUACUUAGCUCUCGGAAUGCCUAUUGUUAUAUCAAGUGACGAUCCUGGAGCCUGGGGGGCGGAUCCACUAUCUACGGACUAUUACAUCGCAUUUGUUGGUAUUGCCAGCAAGAAAGCUGAUUUACGUAUGUUAAAACAAUUAGUAAUAAACUCUAUUAGAUAUAGUGCAUUAGAUAAUAAAGAUAAAUUAGACAUGUUUAGACAGUUAUAUAGGAAUUGGAAUGUUUUUGUUAAGGAUAUAAUUAGAUUGUAUGGUUGAUGGACACUUAAUUGUAAUUUAACUUUAUUAGAAUCUGGUUGUGUAUUAAUGCCAAAGAAUACAAUCAAAUUUUAUUGCAUACGUAUCUUGCUCCAUUUUUUCAAACGGCACAUCAUAUAGGAGACUCAAAUGUAUCCGCGGAUUAUAUCCCCCUGACAAGGGAUAAAAUGAACGUAUCCACCUGCGUAAAUACGGUAAUAGGAGUUUACCUGGGUUUAUACUUCCACUUCAAAAGCUCGGAAAGUUGAUAAAGCUGUGGGAGAAGUUACAUUUUUUCCUUUCUCCGGGGAGAAUAAUGUCUCCUGCCAACGGAUAUAAGCGGUUCAGGCGUAAUAAGGUAACAGACGGUCAGAUAUAUAGAUUUGUUUUUGAUAUACAUAUAUGUACACUGGAAGCACAGAUUUGAUGGAAGAGAUUUGUUUACAAAAGAUUAACACCACUGUUCCAAUUCAAUGAUUAAAAGGAAGAUUAUGAUUUAAGUCAGCACGUUUUCUAUCAAGUUACGUUAGUUGCAUUAAGUUACACGUAUUUAUAAUAAAUAAUCAAGUUGAGAAAAUCCGUAUUAUUUCUUCAGUUUUAAGACUAUGGAUUCGUUUGAGACCUAGAUUACGAUGUAGAAUAUAAAUAACUUUGUAUUAAAUAAAAUAUUUAUUUAUUGUUCAA